AAUAUGCCCCUUUCACUGUCUCACAGGUAUUUAUAUCUGAUUUCUGUAGGGGAACAAUAUUUAUAUAAGGUUCCACUAAUAUCUAUUUAGUUACUAUGGAUGGAAGCCCAAGUAUAGGGGAUGUUUCUGAGGCAUCUCAGGAGGAGUGCAUGUUGAGAGCCCUAGAAAAAAUGCACCAGUAGUUUUCCAUUGAAUACCCAGGGAAAUGAAUUAGUCCAAUCCAUUUUGUUUGUUUGUUUUAGGAGGAGUCCUGUGAUUGAAGUAACUCAAGAUUGGUACAGCCUAAAAAUGUUUCUCUUGCACCUAUGAUAAUGUGUUGUAGAAAUAGAUGUUAAACUUCGGUUUGAAUGAAAAAUGUCUCUCAGCCCACCUAAAUUUCUCAAAGAGAGGGAAGAAAAUAAUUCACGAUUUGUGGAAAUACAACAACCACAAACUACUUCCACAGCUGCAGAAGAUCCUCUUCAAAACUUAUGCUUAGCAUCUCAAGAAGUUCUUCAAAAAGCUCAGCAAAGUGGAAGAUCAAAAUGUCUUAAAUGUGGUGGUUCAAGAAUGUUCUACUGCUAUACAUGUUAUGUCCCAGUUGAAAAUGUACCUAUGGAGCAGAUGCCACUUGUGAAGCUUCCACUGAAGAUUGACAUCAUUAAACAUCCAAAUGAAACAGAUGGCAAAAGUACUGCUAUACACGCGAAACUGUUAGCACCCGAAUUUGUAAAUAUUUACACGUACCCUUGUAUUCCAGAAUAUGAAGAAGAGGACCAUGAAGUUGCGCUCAUUUUUCCUGGACCUAAGUCUGUCUCAAUAAAAGAUAUUUCGUUUCAUCUGCAAAAAAGGAUUCAAAAUAAUGUGAGGGGCAAAAAUGAUGACCCUGACAAGCCAUCUAGUAAACGCAAGAAAACUGAAGAACAAGAUUUGAAUGACAGCAAGUGCAAAGAGACAACACUGAAAAAAAUUAUAUUUAUAGAUAGCACCUGGAACCAAACAAACAAAAUAUUCACUGAUGAGAGACUUCAAGGGUUGCUGCAAGUUGAGUUGAAAACAAGAAAAACUUGCUUUUGGCGCCAUCAAAAAGGAAAGCCAGAUACCUUCCUUUCCACAAUUGAAGCCAUCUACUACUUUCUGGUAGACUACCAUACUGAUAUAUUAAAAGAGAAAUACAAAGGACAAUAUGACAAUCUUCUAUUUUUCUACUCUUUUAUGUACCAGUUGAUAAAGAAUGCCAAAUGCUCUGGAGACAAGGAAACAAGAAAAAUUACUCAUUAGUUUUUAAGAAGCCACUUUUGUGAUUUUAUUUUGCUAAAAUCAAUAAACUUGUAAUUGUGCUUUGUUUAUUCUUAGGGAA
Molecule: messenger RNA, 1339 nt
Organism: Myotis brandtii (Brandt's bat)
Lineage: Eukaryota; Metazoa; Chordata; Mammalia; Chiroptera; Vespertilionidae
Gene: DTWD1
Product: DTW domain containing 1
Exons: 5
Coding region: 355-1260 (301 amino acids)
Biological process (GO): tRNA modification
Cellular component (GO): nucleus
Molecular function (GO): tRNA-uridine aminocarboxypropyltransferase activity
Source: RefSeq, a predicted model, not a curated record